Messenger RNA from Schistosoma turkestanicum, 3861 nucleotides. NCBI's taxonomy places the organism in Eukaryota, Metazoa, Platyhelminthes, Trematoda, Strigeidida, Schistosomatidae. The record is from the annotation of a GenBank genome assembly.
AUGGAUAGAGAGUCACUUCUUGUGGCAGUUUCUGCUCUCCUGGACCCAACCAUCGAUAAUAAUCGACGAAAUGAAUGUUUCAUAUUGACAGAGAAUUACAAAAAUGAGCAAUUCCAAUUCGCCGAUGUUGACUUUCUGUGCAAUCCAAAUCAGCCUUCAGUUAUCAUACUUUUUGGACUUCAAUGUUUAGAUCAUUACCUAAAAAAUCAUUGGAAUGAGAUCAGCUUUCAUACGAAAUCCAGCCUGAAGAAAAAUAUUUUUGGACUUUCAAGAGAAAUUAAUAAUUUUCGGUUUUCUAGAGAAGAAAUGCGUGCCUUCAGUUUAAUGUUGAGUCAAAUUAUUGUUUUCCUUAUCAAAUGUGAAUGGCCUCAACAAUGGCUUACUAUGUUACCUGAAUUGCUCUCUCUUGGAAAGAUAGGAAUUCCUCAAACUAAAUUAGUGCUAAAUUCGUUCUUAAGACUGUAUGAAGAUGUUGUACACUUCCAAGAUGUCCCACCAUCUCGACGACGUGACAUUUUAACAAGUCUGAAUGACAACUUGUCCGAGAUAUUUGUCUUCGCUCUUGAUAGUAUUGUGGAUAGACUCUUACUCUUAGAUUCCAAUUCAUUUAUGGAUUGCGAUUCAGUCGAGGUUUGUCGCGAGUCACUGUAUACAUUGGGAGGAUUUCUCGAAUCAUGUCGUCUAAGUGUCUUAACUUCUUGGACCCCUUCAGAUAUGACGAUCAAAAACCUCAAUCUUAGUCGCACCUUGCCAUUUCUGAGUUUAAUCACUACUCUUGUUGGAAUUCGGAGUAUACAAAGUGAUGCUUUAAGUUUGAUAGAUAUCUUGCUAUCCAGAAAAAUACAACCAGGAUCCGAAAUUCCAGAUUCGUAUGGCCCAACUAUUGCUGAUAGUUUUCUGAAAGAACCUUUGGGGUCUUCAUCUCCGUGCAAUAAUCUUAUAAAAAUCUUAUGUGCUACUUUGUCCGAAAAUCCUGAGUAUUCUGAUGAACGUUACAACUUCUUAAGGCUAUUCGGUGAUAUUGUAAUCCAUAUUGGUUGUCAUAUGGUUAUCCAUUGGAAGGAGUAUUCAUAUGAAUCCACUCUAUGCAGCUGUUUAAACCAUGGUGUCUGUGAAUGUCCAAAUUUACCAUCACAUCUCAUCCAAACAACUUUACGUUUGACUGCCUAUCCAAUUCAUGUGAUAUCGGCGUGCACAAACAAAUUUUGGAUCACUGUUCUCCGUUCAGAUGAAGAAUCUCUACUAAAGCUAACUGAACUGUUUGCGGACGACUUAUUUAGCAUAUGGCGAAAAAAUUCAUUAAAAGUUGGUCAACCAUCUGGCACUGGUAUUCAAAGUGAAUGGAACCGAAGAAUUUUCGAGACCGAUGAUCAUACUAGCUUUUUUUCCCGCUACCGACAUGAUCUAGUAAAGUGUUUAUCGGCUGGAGCAUCUUGUUGGCCUCAGAAGUUUCUACCUUUGUGUAUAUCAUGGAUUGAAACACUAACGCAAACGAGUCCUUCUUGUCAAGAUUAUGAUCAAACAACCGGAUUCCUGUUAGCCACUUCACCUCUCUUACUCGAAUGGGAAGCAUUAGAUUCAUUUCUAGAACCAUGCCUAUCAGCAGUUGAACAAUCAUUAACAACUCGUCAUAUUGAUAUGGAUGUUAGUUCAAAAGUGAAAAAUCUGAUUCAUGGGAUUUUACAAUCUUCAACUAAUAUGGAUCCACUUAUUAGAGCUAAACAUUUAGCUUGUUUGUCCAUGUUAUUACAACAUAUUGAUUCAAAUAGUGAUUCGGAACUUUUGGUGCCUUUUUUAGACAAGAUAUUUGAAUCCUUAAACUCUUGUCCUGCUGUGGAUGAAUCCCGAUCUCCAAUUGGUACACUUGAUUUUGUAAAUAGACCACGGCAAGUUAAAACUAUGCACUUAGCAUCUGCAACAUCAUUUCUUCGUUUCACUCGUGCUCAUCCGAUUCGAAUAAUGCCUUAUUUCGAUAAAAUAUUGAAUGAAGUAAACAAACUUUGGAUGGGGAGAAUUUGUGGAAGUAUGGAGAAAAGCAUUCUUUUAGAAGCUUUAGUGAUACUUGGCUUUCGUGUUCCUCAGCCAAUCAAUGUACAGUUCGAUUUCCUUCAAAGUUUGCUUUUUAAUGUUUAUGGUCCAUGGUGUGGCCAAGAUCCUAACAAUGUCAUACCACUUUCAGAAUUAUUGCGUGCAUGUGAAUCUGGGGCACCUGGUUUAAUUUCAGUUUUGGGUCUUGAUAAAUCUUCUGACCAAUUGGAGAACUUUGAAUCUCCACAUGUUCAAACCCGAAUAAAUUUAAGUCACAACGUUCGUUCUUUACUGGCUGUUUGUAGACGUCUUGCAGAACCGUGCAAUCAUCAGCAGCUUGAAAAUAUUUCCCUACCCAUCUUGGAACCGGUUUUGUCACCAGUUUUACGUGUUCUUCGAGCAUUUAACGAACUUUGGCUACCGGAAUCACUAAAACUAGUGCACCCAACCUUGCUUCCUGUAUUGCAACAUACAGAUGAAAUUCAACUGUGUUCGUUAAAUUCCCAAUUCCAAAAUUUACUCAAAUCUGUAAAUGCUGCAAAUCCUUCGUUGCAUCAUUUGCGUAAUAUUCUCAAUGAAUGUCAUGAAAAUCUAAUGGCGAUAGUUGGCUUUUUAUUUAUUGCAUUGGGAUCAAAGUUCUAUCUUUUGCCGACUGAGCAAAUAAGAAUCGCAUUGCACGAUGGUUGUUGUGCUGCAUUUGAACAUCUGCCCGACCUCAAGCUGAAUGGUCUUUUACGAUCUAUUCUUCGUCCCUUUAUCCGUCAGUGUCCUAGGCAAUAUUUCGAAACAGCUAUCAUUCCUUUGGUCCCACCAAUAAUUGAAGCUGCUAUCAAGAGAACUGGAGCAAGAUGGGAUGAAUUAAUCAUGACAGAUGGACGUAACUGUGAAAAUGAAGAAGCAGUUGCAGCUGAACUUGUACUGGACAGAUCAACUCGUUUGUUGAGUCGAACAUGUUUGGAUAUAUUGCGCCUGAUUUACACUUUUAAUGGCUAUGAAAUAUCUGAACAACUUAACAGUCCGAAGGAAGAUGGUAGAGAGUUCGAUGAAGAUAAUGAUGAUGUAGACAUGUCAGAAACAUUAGGCGCAAAUGGGCAGUCAGGUGCAAGUAAUUCACUUGGACAUUUGGGAAAAUUGUUGAUAAAACUGCUUUCUGUGUCAUCGGAACCACACUAUAAUGCACAAAAUCUUCCUUCAGAUCCUUUGUUCUUACGUUCACUAACGAAAGUUUUGGCUUGGCCUGAUACUUCAAUCUGCUCUAAAGCUGCACAGUGGAUAUCAACUCUGAUUGAGAUGCUGACCAAUACUGUCACUCAGACCAAUUGUGGUCCAAAAAUUGCUACUGCACAUUUACCUGCUGAUAUUGCAGAAUUUAUUUUAUUCGGAAUCUUAUGUGGUUUACAUGUAAAUGGUAAAAAUGCAGAAAAUGCUUUAAAUUGUCUAUUAUACGCUGGAAUUAAAACGUAUCUAGCUGUGGAUAUUAUUGUGGCCAGACAAAAUUUACGAUCUGUUAUGACUCGUGUUUUAAUGGAUACAUUAGGCGGUGAUAAAAUUAAAGAAGUUCAAAUACAACAACAACUGCAAAUUUUUGAGGAGAAAAUGUUUGGUAACCAAAACAGACCAACAACAAUGCGGGCUAGGCGUGAUGCUUUUAAAAAAAUUGUUGAUCCUAUUAUUGGAGUUCCUCUCAGCCAACGUUUUCGUAAUGAAUUUCAAAUACACAAUAUACCUCCUCUACACCGACCUAAGUGGCUUCGCACACGUGAGAACAAGAAUGCGUCUUACAUUGAAAACGAUUUCGGUCUUACAAAUCUGUUUGCCAAUGGAACUAGCUGA